Molecule: messenger RNA, 3075 nt
Organism: Salvelinus fontinalis (brook trout)
Lineage: Eukaryota; Metazoa; Chordata; Actinopteri; Salmoniformes; Salmonidae
Product: short/branched chain specific acyl-CoA dehydrogenase, mitochondrial-like
Exons: 10
Coding region: 504-1799 (431 amino acids)
Cellular component (GO): mitochondrion
Molecular function (GO): flavin adenine dinucleotide binding; acyl-CoA dehydrogenase activity
Source: RefSeq, a predicted model, not a curated record
AUUACGUUAGUAAUGUACGCUAGCCAUUUUACUUACCAGCUGGUCGUCAAUCACAGCACCGUUAAAAUAUAUGCGAUAACUUACGCGUUAACCAUCCGUUCUUAUGUUAAUUCUAAGACCGAUGUCAAGAUGGACAUUUCAAAACACUAUCUAGACAAUCAAAAUGUGUGAUGACAAGUUAAUGUUAGCUGGUUGUGCUAAAAACAAAAGAGAGGGAGCUAUGUGUUAUAGUAGCUAUGCAACAGUAAAAUGACUCCCAUUUCAGAAGCACACAGCUAGCUGUCAGUGAAAGCUAAUAGUUGGAAAUACAACAGCAGAAAAAGAGAAGGUGUAUGCCUAGAGGAACAUGUUUAUUUGAUUAAAGAUGCCCUGCGUAUAUAAAAUUGAAGACAUGAGUAAAAGCUGAUACGUUUUGCCAAGUGAAGACGCGAAACUGUUCCAUGGUCGCUGUUUCACCCGGUCAAUAGAAAAGUGAACACACUCAGAUGUAAACAAGAGAAAACAUGGCUUCGCCCUUGAUCAGGUGCUUCUCAAAGGUUGGUAGGCAGGUGUCCCGACCAUGGAGUGUGUGCCAGCAUGGUCUGCGGAACAGAUCCACCCAACCAGACGUGUCUGCAGAGCAGGCUGCUGCUCUGGGGGUCUCCUACCCUCCACUACAGACAUACUCUGAGGAGGAGGGGAUGAUGAGGGAUGCUGUGAACAAGUUUGCACACGAGCGUCUUGCCCCGUUUGUGUCGAAGAUGGACGAAAACUCUCAUAUGGACGCGGAAGUGAUAAAGUCCCUCUUUGAACAGGGGCUGAUGGGCAUAGAGAUCGACCCAGAGUACGGAGGCACUGGAUCCACGUUCUUCUCCUCCAUCCUGGUCAUUGAGGAGCUGGCCAAAGUGGACGCCUCUGUGGCCGUGCUGUGUGACAUCCAGAACACCCUCAUCAACACACUGUUCACCAAGCUGGGGACCGCAGCCCAGAAAGAACGCUAUCUCAGCCGGCUGUCAACAGACAUGGUGGGUAGUUUCUGCCUGUCCGAAGCGGAGUCGGGGAGCGAUGCCUUCUCUCUGAAGACGCGUGCUGACAAACACGGGGACUACUACGUCAUCAACGGUUCCAAGAUGUGGAUCAGUAAUGCAGAGCAAGCUGGGGUGUUUCUGGUGAUGGCCAACGUGGACCCGUCUGCUGGUCACAGAGGUAUCACCUGCUUCAUCGUGGACAGAGACACCGAGGGGCUUCAGAUCGGCAAGAAGGAGAACAAACUGGGUCUGAGAGCCUCUUCAACCUGUCCUCUUAACCUGGACAACAUCAAGGUUCCCGAGAAGAACGUCUUGGGUCAGAUCGGCCACGGAUACAAGUACGCCAUCGGCAUGCUGAAUGAAGGCAGGAUCGGGAUCGCUGCUCAGAUGCUGGGACUGGCUCAGGGCUGCUUCGACCAGGCCGUUCCCUACACCAGACAGAGGGUUCAGUUUGGAAAACGCGUCUUCGACUUCCAGGCCAUGCAGCACCAGAUAGCCCAUGUAGCCACCCAGAUAGAGGCUGCCAGGUUGCUUACCUACAACGCUGCCCGGCUGAAGGAGGCAGGAAGACCUUUCAUCAAGGAGGCCUGCAUGGCCAAGUACUUCACCUCAGAGGUGGCAACGGUGACCACUUCAAAAUGCAUCGAGUGGAUGGGAGGGGUCGGCUUCACCAAAGACUACCCUGUUGAGAAAUACUACAGAGAUUGUAAAAUAGGUACCAUUUAUGAGGGCACGACCAACAUCCAGCUGUCCACCAUGGCCAAGUUUAUAGACAAGGAGUAUGACCACUGACCUGGUCUGGUCUGUUUCCUCAUCAUGGAGACUGACCUGACCGUAUCCUCAUCAUGGAGACUGACCUCCUGACCUGACCGUAUCCUCAUCAUGGAGACUGACCUGACCUCCUGACCGUAUCCUCAUCAUGGAGACUGACCUGACCUGAUCUCCUGACCGUAUCCUCAUCAUGGAGACUGACCUCCUGACCGUAUCCUCAUCAUGGAGACUGACCUCCUGACCUGACCUCCUGACCGGAUCCUCAUCAUGGAGACUGACCUGACCUCCUGACCGUAUCCUCAUCAUGGAGACUGACCUCCUGACCGGAUCCUCAUCAUGGAGACUGACCGUCAUACCCUCCUCUUUGUGACCAAUUGGUUUUUAUCACUCGUUGUUGAACUGUUGUGUGAUUUUAGGCCUCUAUUCAAUCUGAAUCGUUGGAAGUUCAGCCUUUUACAGCAUGAUUUGGACAUUUUAAAGACAAUGUUCCCGGGUUAGUGGAGACUGCAUACACGGUAAACGCUGCGUGUGUCGGCUCAAUGGGAAAUGACCUCUUUAAAUUUAAAAUCACCCAAUCUGUACCUCUUCAGCCACCCAGACUGAAUAGUGCCCUUCGUGUCAGGCCUUAGUGUAGAGGUCAUGUGUGAACCACUGCUGACUAGAGGAUGCUCCAUAAUCAUGUACACUUAGUCAAUGUAUCUGUUGCUUUCCACUAUGGAUGGAUUAAUGGUUACUGUUUCCAGACCUGUAGAUAGUGUAAAGUAGCUCUGGUGUGUUGGUAUUGUAAGUGUUUUCAACUGUUUCCAGACCUGUAGAUAGAUAGUGUAACGUAGCUCUGGUGUUGGUAUUAACUGUUUUCCCCUACUUCCAUAUCGCUCUUUCAGAAUGUUCCACCUCAGUAGCUUGUGCUUUUUUACAAAACUAAUAAGAAUAUAUCAUGUUCAUUCUACAGUAUUGGUAUUUACUAUUUACUCGGCUGAUUUUAAUAGUCUCAUAUCAAAUCAGUGCCUUUAUCCCAGCACAGUUUGUUGUUUUUUAUUUUGUUAACACCACAAGAUAUAAUAUAAUGCCUCCGUUAGAUGAAGUCCUUCUAUGGUUGUGUAGUCUGUUGGGUGGUUUGGGCUCAACCGUUGUCGUGGUAACCAUGUUUACUUCCUGUCAGAGCAUUCUUUCAGCACUCUACUUUAUUUUAACGAUAUAUCUGGGGAAUUCGUUUUUAAAACACAACUAGAAGAGAUUGUCUAAGUUUUUAUAUUCAUCAACUUCUUUGACAAUACUAAUAAAUAUUGAAAAGGUG